Dunckerocampus dactyliophorus (ringed pipefish) is the source of this 2818-nucleotide messenger RNA. It is a transcript of the gene mcm6, whose product is annotated as minichromosome maintenance complex component 6. The transcript has 18 exons. The record is from RefSeq and is a predicted model, not a curated record. The coding region runs from base 105 to 2582 and encodes 825 amino acids. Gene Ontology annotation, cellular component: nucleus; MCM complex. Gene Ontology annotation, biological process: mitotic DNA replication; double-strand break repair via break-induced replication; DNA replication initiation. Gene Ontology annotation, molecular function: single-stranded 3'-5' DNA helicase activity; single-stranded DNA binding; ATP binding. Lineage: Eukaryota; Metazoa; Chordata; Actinopteri; Syngnathiformes; Syngnathidae.
UGUUGUGUGGACCUCAUUGCUGGGACGGUGUUUGUCGGGACAGAAGUACAUCUGUUUUGUUUUCUUUUUGUGUACUUUGUAUCUCAGUGUUGGGUUAUUUCAUUAUGGACGUUGCUACUGCGACUGCAGAGAAUGCCGGGGAGACAGUGAAAGACGAGUUGGCUGACAAAUGUCAGAAGUUAUUCCAGGCUUUCUUGGAAGAGUUCCAGACCGCAGAUGGAGAAGUGAAGUAUGUCCGGGAGGCCGAGGAGUUGAUCCGGCCUGAGAGGAACACAUUGCUGGUUAGCUUCACUGAUCUGGAAGGCUUCAACCAGGAGCUGGCAACCACCAUCCAGGAGGAGUAUUAUAGAGUGUAUCCCUUCCUCUGUCGGGCUGUUCGCAACUUUGCAAGGGAUCACGGGAACGUUCCGCUCACUAAAGAAUUCUACGUGGCCCUGGAAGAUCUGCCCGCCAGACACAAGAUCCGCGAGUUGUCGUCCAUGCGCAUCGGCACCCUGGUGAGGAUCAGCGGUCAGGUGGUGAGGACGCACCCGGUCCACCCCGAACUGGUGAGCGGCACCUUCCUGUGCAUGGACUGUCAGGCGGUGAUAAAAGACGUCCCUCAGCAGUUCAAGUACUCCCCGCCGACCAUCUGCCGCAACCCCGUGUGCAACAACCGCUCACGCUUCCACCUCGACACGCACAAGUCUAAGUUCAUUGACUUCCAGAAGGUGCGCAUCCAGGAGACGCAGGCGGAGCUACCUCGUGGUUCCAUCCCACGCUCCCUGGAGAUCGUUCUGAGAGCCGAGGCGGUGGAGACGGCUCAAGCCGGCGACCGAUGUGACUUCACCGGGACGCUUGUUGUGGUGCCGGAUGUCUCUCAGCUCAGCACUCCUGGUCUGCGAGCAGAGACCAGUACCAGGGUGGGUGGACCUCAGGGCUUCGAGUCUGAAGGUCUGAGGGGAUUGAAAGCUCUGGGGGUCCGAGAGUUGUCAUACAGACUGGCUUUUCUGGCCUGUAACGUCGCUCCCACAAACCCGCGGUUUGGCGGCAAGGAGCUGCGAGAGGAGGAGCAGACGGCCGAGAGCAUCAAGAGCCAGAUGACGGAGCGCGAGUGGGAGAAGGUGUUUGAGAUGAGCCAAGACAAGAACCUGUACCACAACCUGUGCACCAGCCUCUUCCCCACCAUCCACGGCAACGACGAGGUGAAGCGCGGCAUCCUUCUGAUGCUGUUCGGAGGCGUUCCCAAGACCACCAUGGAGGGAACCUCGCUGAGAGGAGACAUCAACGUCUGCAUCGUGGGAGACCCCAGCACCGCCAAGAGUCAGUUCCUCAAGCAUGUGGAGGAGUUCAGCCCCAGGGCGGUUUACACCAGCGGCAAAGCGAGCAGUGCUGCUGGUCUGACGGCCGCUGUGGUCCGAGAUGAAGAAUCCCACGAGUUUGUAAUUGAGGCUGGCGCUUUGAUGCUGGCUGAUAAUGGUGUGUGCUGCAUCGAUGAGUUUGACAAGAUGGACCUGAAAGACCAGGUGGCCAUCCACGAGGCCAUGGAACAGCAGACUAUCAGCAUCACCAAGGCCGGAGUUAAGGCCACCCUGAACGCCCGCACAUCCAUCCUUGCCGCCGCCAACCCCGUCAGCGGGCGCUACGACCGCAGCAAGAGUCUGAAGCAGAACGUCAACCUGACCGCGCCCAUCAUGAGCCGCUUCGACCUCUUCUUCAUCCUGGUGGACGACUGCAACGAGGUGACGGACUACGCCAUCGCCAGACGCAUCGUCGACCUGCACUCGCGUGUGGAGGAAUCGGUGGACCGGCUGUACUCUUUGGAUGAAAUCCGGAGGUACCUGCUGUUUGCCAGGCAGUUCAAACCAAAGAUUUCCAGCGAAUCCGAGGAGUUCAUCGUCGAGCAGUACAAGCGUCUCCGCCAGCGUGACGGCUCCGGGGGGGUGACAAAGUCAGCCUGGAGGAUAACGGUGAGGCAGCUGGAGAGCAUGAUCCGCCUGUCGGAGGGCAUGGCCAGGAUGCACUGCUGUGACGAGGUUCAGCCCAAGCAUGUCAAAGAAGCUUUCCGUCUUCUGAACAAGUCCAUCAUCAGAGUGGAGACACCCGACAUCAACUUGGAACAAGAGGAUGAACAAGAAGACGAGGAGAUGCCAGAGGAAGGAAACAUCCCUAACGGCGUGAAUGGUGACGACGGCGGACUAAACGGACACGUCGGUGGUAUCAACGGUCACGUCAACGGUGUGAACGGCCACUCCGACGCCGGCAGUCAGCCCAAACCGUCCCUGCGCCUGUCUUUCGCCGAGUACCAGCGCAUCUCCAACUUGCUGGUCCUGCAUCUGCGCAGAUCAGAAGAAGCUGAGGAGGAGGAGGAGCUGAAGAAAAGCGUGGUGGUGAAUUGGUACCUGAAGGAGAUCGAGUCCGAGAUCGACUCGGAGGAGGAGCUCAUCAAUAAGAAGGGACUGAUCGAGAAGGUCAUCCACAGGCUGGUGCACUACGAUCACAUCCUCAUCGAGCUGUCUCAGUCGGGCCUAAAGGGCUCCGAGCCUGCGAGUACAGAGGAGGUGGUUCUGGUCGUCAAUCCCAACUACAUCCUAGAAGACUGAACUUCCUCUUUGCUUCCCGUUGCUUUGUUAGCCCCAUAAACAUACAAAAGAGUAGCGUUGUCGGAUAUUACAAAGAUUGGAUUAUUGUGCUUUUCAUGAAAAAUGGUGUUUGUCACAUUUAUUGUAAAUAUGCUGCUGGCUUCUAUGAGUCAACCUGUGUAAUAGCUGGUUAUCUAUUUGUUUAUGUAUUUUCUAUUGUGCCACAAUGUGUUUCAAAAGUAAAUAAAAUAAUGUUG